Messenger RNA from Emiliania huxleyi CCMP1516, 728 nucleotides. RefSeq lists its product as hypothetical. NCBI's taxonomy places the organism in Eukaryota, Haptophyta, Isochrysidales, Noelaerhabdaceae. The transcript is spliced from 3 exons. The coding region runs from base 32 to 430 and encodes 132 amino acids. The record is from RefSeq and is a predicted model, not a curated record.
CACGCUGCGCCCAGCGCAGAGAGAGGCAGACAUGUCGGAGCCCCCUCCAGUGGAGGAUCCCGCCGACGAGGGAGGCGGCGAGCACAAGAAGAAGCGCAAGAAGCACAAGAAGCACCGCUCCAAGGAGGGAGACGGCGCUGACGCUGAGGGCGAGCCCGCAAACGGCAACAGCGCGGCAGAGGCGGCCAAGGCGUCGCGGAGCUACAGCCCCUCGCCCGUGCGCAAGAAGAAGCCGGCGGCGCCGGCCGACAACAAGCCGGCCCGCUUUUGGGACGGCUUCCAGUGGGUCGACGUCGAGAAGAACGAGGCCGACUCGGCGCCGCUGAUGGGGCAGGCGACGCGCAAGGACCGGCGGCUGUACGUGGGCAACCUGCCCAUCGGCGCGGGGCUGGCGGACAAGCAGCUCUCCGAGUUCUGCUCCGUGUCCUGACGGCGCCGCGACACGCUUACAGGCUCAGUCCUCAACCAUGGCUCGGCGUGCGGCGCAAGGAGCGCGGGGCCGGUGCACGGGGGUCGUCCCCCGGACCGGAGCGCCCACGCAGAGAGAUGGCCCAUACACUCCCCUGCAUAUUCGGUCCCUGUCCGCUGUCGGCUGUCUCGGCUGUCUCGCUCGCUCGCUCCGAACUCUGUCUAGUUUUCGCACACGCCACACCGUUUGUCUCGACUUAGAGCACUUACUCUGCGGGCGUCGGUCGGGGCGGCGUCGCUCUUAUCAUCUGCAGUUACGA